AUGAUGAGUUUGUCGACGGGCGCGGCGGUGCUGGUGGCGCUCCUGGUGGGCGUGGCGGGCGCCCUCUACGCCUACUUCACGCGCCAUUUUGGCUACUGGCGCCGCCGCGGCGUGCCGUACCUACGCCCGCUGCCCGUCGCCGGCAACCUCAAGGAUGUGUUGCUCUUCCGGAAGCCGUUCGGAAUUUAUCUACUCGAGAAAGUAUUUCUUUAUCGCUUUACAACACUUAACUAUUUCCUAGAUAUGGAUGGUGACGUACUCGUGGCCCAAGCAUUGAGCUUUCUCGCAGCUGGUUUUGACACGACAUCCACAACCAUGAGCUAUGCUCUGUAUGAACUGGCCAUGAAUGAAGACAUACAAGAGCAACUGCGUACGCAGCUUCAAGAAACAAUGCAAAAACACGAUGGGAAACUCACUUAUCAAGCAUUACAGAGUGUGAAUUACUUGGAUAUGAUUUUCUCAGAAACCCUUCGGAAGUACCCGGUCUAUCCCUUCCUGGACCGCACGUGCACCAAAACGUACCGCGUGCCGGGCACCGACAUCGUCCUGGACAAGGGCGUGUUCGCCUUCACCAGCAUCCUCGGCAUCCAGAGGGACCCGCAGUACUUCCCAGAGCCCGAGCGCUUCGAUCCGGAGAGGUUCUCCGACGCCAACAGAGGCAACAUCCCCAGCUGCUGCUUCAUGUCCUUCGGGGAGGGGCCCCACAAAUGCCUGGGACUUCGCCUUCGGGUACUUGCAAGGAAAACUGGGAAAUUUGCCCAUAUUAUACUCAACUACCGAGUUCACUUCUUGUGCAUCAACGCCUAAAAAAAUGCGGAAUUCAAUCUUCACAGCUUCUUAAUUUCUCCUCGUGGACGGCGUACCUUUGAAGUUCACUCGCGUCACAAUGUUGAAGAAAAUGGCAACUUAACAAUGAAACACUUCUAAAUGAACUGAUAAAGCUCUUACUUUAAAGUCUACAUAAAUCUUACAAAUUUUGGUUAAAAAAAUAUGGCUGUACUGAUUCCAAAAUGGUUCAGUAGUAUUUACUCUUUAGAUAUCCAUAAGAAACGACCAAAGUGGCCAAUCUAUUGCGUUUAGAUGAAUUGAUGAUACAAUUCGAUGCGGCAGAACUGAGGUUAGUCUAACGCUCAGGGAAACUAAUUACAAAUUUACCAAAGAAAAUAAAUUAUACGUGAAACCAUCAGACAAUAAGUUGCAGAUCCCAGCAUUCUACUAUGCUCUUUUGACACACAUGUUGCCUGGUUUUUGAGGAGUGUUAGGGUAUGAUCUCAACUUAUAAUGGCCAAAUGGACACUUUUGGAGAAAGAGUAACUUUCUUGUAAUUUUGUGACACAGACAAUAUUUUUCUGAGUGAAUGUAAUCUCACUUGUUAUUCACUAACUGUACUUGUUAUAUUGAAAAUAAAAAUGAUUGUGAUGUCCAGAAAUAUGUUACUGAACUGCAAUCUUCGGAAUAUUUUUGAUGUCAAUAUGAUGUUAAACUUCUUUUUAUAUAUAGUUGAGAGCAGGAAUUUUAAACUGUUGAUAUUAAUAGUAAGAAUGUUCACUUGUUUAGCUUGUUGCCGUGUUGAGAGUUAUACACGUUAUAAACUACUGUUAAAAUAAAUAUACUUGAAAUAUAUAUUGGUAUUUUCUAAUGCGCGCAGAAAUUGUAAGAAAACUACCUAGCCUACGACUUUUGAUUGGUAACUAGUUGCGUUAGAUGCUCAGGAACUCGUAAAAUCCCAAAAACCUUUUUAUUACUAAUGUGCGCAGAACAGUAAAAGAAAAGUAUGCAGCCUUUAGCCAUAAAAAAGGUAACUAUAAAAAAAUUGUACAUCAGUAAAAUCUCUAAACUGCUAAAAAAUAUUUAUAAUACCCAUAAAAUUGUU
This is a messenger RNA of Gryllus bimaculatus (two-spotted cricket), 1873 nucleotides long. NCBI's taxonomy places the organism in Eukaryota, Metazoa, Arthropoda, Insecta, Orthoptera, Gryllidae. The record is from the annotation of a GenBank genome assembly.